AUGCCGCCAAAGCGCAGGGGAUUCGUCGACAGCGACGACGAAGAUGAGCCGCAACCAUCGAAGCGUGCCAACCGCACCACGCCGAUCAAGGCCGCCCAGAAAAGGCCCGAUACGGCCACGCCAAGGAAGAAGAAGAGCGAGGAUAUCGCAAAGGAAGAGCUGAAGGCCCUCAACGAGCUGAUGCAGGAGAAGAACAGCAAGACGGCCCAGCUUACAAAGGAAAACAAGAAGCUGCAAACAAAGUGCGAUCGCGUCACCGAUGAGCUUCAGCAGCAACGUCACGUGCCGGCAAGCGUCUCGUCACUGAUGGCGUUGAAGGCGAACGGCACGUUGCCUGGCGUCAUCGCUCGAUUGGGUGAUCUCGGCGGCAUCGACCAGGAGUACGACAUUGCCGUUUCCACCGCUUCCGGUGCCUGGGAUAACGUCGUCGUUGAAGAUGUGCCCACGUCGACUACAGUCUUUCAAAUCUGCCGUGAAGAGAAGCUGGGCGUCGUCCAUUGUAUCUGCUUGGACAAGAUCCAGCAUUUGACGCAACGGAUGGAGCAGCAGCGUCAGUAUCCCGAGAACAUGCCGCGGCUCUUCGAUUUGAUCAAGAUCAACGACCAGCGGAUGAGGGUAGCCUUCUACCACGCCGUCCAGGAGACGCUCGUCGCCACCGAUUCGAAUCAGGCCGCCAGGACCAGCCGCUUCAAUGGCCAGCGUUACCGUGUCGUCACGAAAGACGGUGCUCUCUUCGAGACCUCUGGUGUGCUAUCCGGUGGUGGCAAGCCGAAACAAGGAGCUCUCGGCAAGGACGCGAAGAAGAACCUCGACGACAAGCAGAAGCAGCUCGACGAGUUGCGCGGCGAGCUCCAAGAAUUGGACACGGACAUCCCCGGCCUUUCGGCCCGCUACAAAGACCUCAAGUCGAAGGCGAGCACGCUGGAGAUUGACAUUUCGAAUGCUGAGCCGCUGCUGAACAACUACACCAAGAGCUUGAAAGACGCCGAGGCCCGGAUGAAGCAGAUUGAGAAUGACGUCGACGCGACCAAGGUUGAGGAGCUCGAGCGAAAGAUGGCCAAGGCGAAGAAAGAGCACGCCGACGCUGUUGAAAUUGCUGACAAAUGCCGAGCUAAGGUCAAGGCAGUUGAUGCGCGCAUCAAUGCCGUCAGGGCCGAUCUGCUUACGCGUUGGGAAGAUGAUCGCAACGAGGCGCAAAAGAAACGAACUGACGCCGAGGGGCGGACCAUUGCCAGGAGAACGCCGCUCUCAACCAAUCUGACACGUCAAAAAGAGACCGAGGCCGACAUUGCGCAGCGUGAGGGCGAGAUUGAGGUGCUGGAGAAGGAGAAGGACCAAGGCGGCGACGACGAGGAGGAGCUGAAUCAGCAGAAAAAAGAGUUUGAGGACCGCAUGAAAGAGAUCGCCGAGGAACUGAAGGAGUUGAACGCCAAAAACGACGAGCAGAAUCGGCGGGAGGUCGAACUCGGCACCCGAAUCAAGGACCUCAGCGGCGAGGUGCAGGUCAUCAAGGCCGAAAUUGCGCAGGCGCAGAAGCAGAUCAAGCAGACGGAGGAGAACCGCGCCAAACUGCCCACCCACGACAUCACCGGCCUCGGCAUCGACCAGUCAAAGAUGGACAUUGAUGGUGAUGACUUGGUGAAGAAACGGAAAUUCCUCAUCGAUAUUGACGACGAUGAUCGAGCCCUCCGACAGAACCUCGAUCUUGACAUCCCAAUGGAAGAGGGGGAGGAUGAAGCCGCCUAUCGGCAACGUUGUGCGGACAUUGAGCGCCAAGUGGACGACCGUCAGCUUCGGCUCCAGAAUGAAUGCGAGGACAAGCGACGCCGGCUCGAGGAAGAGAUCAGCGCGGAUGAGAAGGCGCGCCGGGCGCAGCGUGAGCAGGAGUGCCAACAUCCUCUUAUGACCGGCCACAUGCCGGAAUACAGUGACGAAGAGGUGGCCGCAUUCAAGGAGGCGGACAUCGACUUCAAGAUCAAGGCCUACGAGCAGCAGAACAUGCAGGGGAAGGUCCAGCUGAAUCUUGGCAUCGUCGAGGACUACAAACGAAAGUUGCAACGAUACACGGCCGAGGUGCACAAGGUGGAGCAGAUUCGCUCGGUGGUCGUCAAGUUCAAGUCGAAAUACCAGGAGCUGAACACGUGCCGGCUGACCGAGUUCACAAGGAGCUUCCAACGCAUCAAGGAGUACGUCGAGCAGAUGUACCAGAUGUUGACGAUCGGUGGCAACGCGCAGCUCCAGAUCAAGGACACCAUCCGGCCGUUUGAGCACGGCAUCCAGUACCUCGUGCGCCCACCUAAAAGACGUGGAAGAAGAUCCAGAACUUGUCGGGUGGCGAGAAAACGCUCUCAUCGCUCGCCCUCGUUUUUGCUCUCCACAAAUUCAGGCCUACCCCCCUCUACUUCAUGGACGAGAUUGACGCUGCGCUCGAUUUCCGCAACGUCUCCAUCAUUGGGCACUAUGUCAAGCGACCGGCUAGUCGGUAUCUACAAGGUCGACGACAAGACGCGGCACAUUGUCGUCGAGCCGAGCGGCGUCUACGAGAAGGCCAGCAUCAAGCAGAAAGUUGUACAACGGGUGGCCGGCAAGGAUGGUUACUGGUACCUC
This is a messenger RNA of Mesorhabditis spiculigera, 2607 nucleotides long. NCBI's taxonomy places the organism in Eukaryota, Metazoa, Nematoda, Chromadorea, Rhabditida, Rhabditidae. The record is from the annotation of a GenBank genome assembly.